GUCUUGUAAUCCGGAAUUUUUUCUUCCGGCAUGCCUUGGUUUUCUUUUUUGUUUGUAUUUGUUAUUUCCGUGCGUGUUGCACGAGAUUUUUUCUGUCACUCGUCGCCUUACUCAGUACAUGUACAGUCAUACUGUUGUAACAGUUGUUUACUCUGCCCACAAUCUUUUCACCGUUUCGUUUCGUUAUGUUUCGUUUCGUCUCAAUAAAUCAUAAGAACAACGGUUAACUAGCUGUGGUUAUUAAUGGAGGCAGCAUAGUGAAAAGAUUGGUGAAAACAUUCCAGAGUUUCAACUACACAGGCAUGGCUCAUAACCUGGGGAAGAUUUCUACAGAGGACGAAGAUACGUCACGUAGAGUGCACACCCUCACACAGAAAGCACAAGAACAAUAUCAAGAAAAAGUUCAGAGGUAUAAAGACAUACUUUUACGCUUCUCAGAGGAUACUGAAAGUGUAUUGAUAGAAUGUGCUUCAUCAGCAAAAGAGAUCUACGCAUUAAAGUCAGUGAAAGAAAAACUUGAGGACAGUUUCAAGCGUUACAAAGAUUAUCAUGAAGAAUUUGGUGAUUACCUCAAUAGAAAACACACAGCUGAUAGUACACAAGAGUUAGACACUAUACGGAAGAAUUUUAACGAGAUAAAUAAGAAGGUUCAAAACGCUUUAGUGAAAGUACAAGAUGAUAUUGAUUUGGUCCAGUUGGAAGUGAACUCUAACCCAUCUCAUAGGACAGCAAGUUCUAAAUCAUCAACGCUUAGUAGACGUUCACAACAGAGAGUGGAGGAAGCUAAAACCCGCCUUAAAAUUGCUGAACAGUCUGCAAAACUGAAAAAACAAAAGUCCAAAAUCACCUUAGAAGACAAAAUCCACAAAGCUCAAAGUCAACAGCAACAGGAAGAUAUAGAUGUGGAAUUGGAUCUACUGCAAAAACAGGAAGAACUGGACAUUGCAAAUAUGCGUCUUAAAUUUGAACUUGAAGAGGAGGAAGAAACCACGGAACAUCAAGAUUUAAAACCCAGUGUUCCUAGUGUAUCUGGUGAGCAGAAAACAAGAAACUUUGUUGACAAUCUCACAUUGAACCCUAAUGCUGAGCCUUUCAUAUUCAAUAGUGGAACUCGUACAAACCAUCUUCAGAGAAAUGUUGACAAUUAUUGUUCACCGCUGCUACAGAUACCAACGCAGUCUACGGUGAAUUUACCAUCACAGAACUAUUCAGAUGCCUCGAAUUUCCUUCUCAAAAAGAACUUACUGUUGGAAAGUUUUCAACAACAGCGUUUUGAUGACAAACCAGAUCGAUAUGUAGUGUGGAAAAUACAGUUUAAGACGAUGGUGUCAGAAAUAAGGUGUUCACCACUGGAAGAAUUAACUCUUCUCACCAAUUGUACAAACAAAAACUCAGAAGCUAACAGACUGAUUAUGAGUCUUAGAGCUUCAUGUGCGAGUAAUCCAGAACUAUGCUUAUUCAAUAUCUGGAAACGUAUGGACGAAAGAUUCGGAUCGCCUGAAUUGAUAGAAUCAAGCCUGAAAUCUCGUCUGCAAACUUUAACAGAUUUCACAGACCACAAGAAGUUAUAUGAACUACAUGACCUACUUUGUGAGGUACAGGCCGUGAAAGCUAUUCCAGAAUACAGUGUGAUGUUUUCAUACCUUGAUUCAUCUCUUGGAUUGAAACCUAUAGUUCAACGACUUCCUCGAUAUCUCCAGGAGAAGUGGAUUAAUCGUGUGGUUCAUUACAAGAAAGAACACUGUGUAAUCUUUCCUCCUUUCAGUGAGUUUGUGGCAUUCAUUGGUGAGAUGAGCAUCAUCAGAAAUGAUCCUGGGUUGAUAUUUGAUGAUUCUAAUAAGGAGAACCGCCUUGAUCGCAAAGGACAAAGUAAAGUUAAACCUACCGUGUUCACCCACAAAACUGACAUUUCAUCAGAAACAGUGAAUGGCGGACAUCAGUGUUUGAUUCACCAAGGAUCUCGACAUACUAUAAACAAGUGUAAAGCUUUCAGAACCAAAAGUAUGGAGGAACGCAAACACAUUCUACGAGAUCAUAACAUUUGUUUUCGUUGCUGUGAAACGUCAUAUCACUUCGCUAAUCGAUGUAAAUCCAAAGUUUUGUGUGAUGUGUGUAAAAGUACCUACCACUGUACAGCUCUUCAUGAGGAUGUUAGUAACCGUCAGAUGUCCAGGAAUUCUUCUUCCCGACUAAAUCAUGGCGAGGAGGAAAACUCACUUUCUGAAAAUGUGAAGCAGUCAGUUUCUUCUAACUGUACUGAUAUUUGUGGUGAAUUUAGUGGAAAGUCAUGUGCAAAGAUUGUACCAGUGCGUGUAUAUGUUCAAGGUCAACGUCAAGCAUCGAUUGUGACUUACGCUAUGUUGGAUGACCAAAGCAACAAAACUCUAGGUAAAAGUUACCUUUUUGACUCUUUGUGUAUCAAAACUCUGCCAGUUGACUACACAAUGCAAUCGUGUUCAGGCAAGGUUACCAGAAGUGGGCGUGUUGCUGACAACCUUGUCAUCGAGCCAAUCAGUGACAAUCGUCAGUUGAAAUUACCACCUGUCUUGGAGUGCGACAACAUACCAAACAGUCAGACGGAAAUUCCUACACCGGAUAUCGCUCGUCAUUAUCCACACCUGCAGGAUAUUGCUCGAGACCUACAUCCGUUUGAUCCAUCUAUGGAAGUCCUACUGCUUAUAGGACGGGAUCUUCCAGAGGCACAUCACGUUAUUGUUCAGAGAUUAGGACCACCACGUUUUCCUUUUGCUCAACGAUCUCCUUUAGGAUGGACAAUUAUUGGAGAUGUUUGUUUGUCUGGAAAACACAUUCCACCAUUACGUGUCAACAGAACUUUCAUCGAUAAAAGUGGUCGACCUACAAUGUUGGAACCAUGCAAACAAAAGUUAAACAUCCAGAACACUGUUAUCACUACUAACAAGACUGUUAUUGGAAAAACAGAUAUCUUCAAGAAAACACCAGAUGACAAUAAACUCGGCCUCUCGAUUGAAGAUCGCACUUUUCUGAAGAUUAUGAACGACAAGUUUCAUCUUGAUCCAACCGAAGGAAAAUGGACUGCUCCAUUGCCCUUCCGGCAAAAUCGUGAACAACUUCCAGACAACUACUCACAAGCAUUGUUUCGUGCUAAAUGUCUUGAUGCCUCCUUAAGAAAAAACAACGUCAAGAAGGAACAUUUCAUUACAUUUAUGCAGAAAAUAUUUGACUGUGAUCAUGCAGAAUUGAGUCCAUAUAUACUACCGGAUAAGGAACAUUGGUACCUUCCACUUUUCGGAGUCUACCAUCCUCAUAAACCGGAUCAAAUUCGUGGUGUCUUCGACUCCUCAGCGGAAUUCAAGGGUGUGUCCUUGAACCAACAGCUGUUACAAGGACCUGACUUCAUAAACAAUCUCCUGGGAAUUCUCAUUCGUUUCAGGAAGGAAAGAGUAGCCGUAGUUGCUGACAUUCAAAGCAUGUUUCACUCAUUUCUGGUGGAUGAAGGCCAUCGUGACUAUUUACGUUUCUUGUGGCAUUAG
This is a messenger RNA of Saccostrea cuccullata (small rock oyster), 3512 nucleotides long. RefSeq lists its product as uncharacterized. The record is from RefSeq and is a predicted model, not a curated record. The transcript is spliced from 2 exons. Lineage: Eukaryota; Metazoa; Mollusca; Bivalvia; Ostreida; Ostreidae. Bases 303 to 3512 code for a protein of 1069 amino acids.